Molecule: messenger RNA, 1611 nt
Organism: Nicotiana tabacum (common tobacco)
Lineage: Eukaryota; Viridiplantae; Streptophyta; Magnoliopsida; Solanales; Solanaceae
Source: RefSeq, a predicted model, not a curated record
AUGGCUUCCAACACCUCUACCGAAUCAGUUCCUUCUUCCUUAGCCUCUAUCACUAAUGCUUCCUCCAUUCUUCCAUCCUCUCCCUUUGCUAUUUCCGUUUCAAACAUUAAAAAUCUUGUCCCUACUGUUCUUGACUAUACAAACUAUAUAUUAUGGAGAGAGCUUUUCUUAUCCGUCUUCAAAGGUCAUGGUAUUUAUGGCUUUAUUGAUGGAAUUUUUCUCUGUCCUGAGCCUACUAUUCUUCAUGAUGAUGCACGCUCCCUACUUUUCCUUCAUGAAGCUCAAUUAAAUAGUCUCUCUAAUUUUACUUCGGAUAAUUCCACCACUGCUUUUAUGGCCAAGCAGCAAUCCUCUCACUCUUAUGGUCGUGGGCGUGGUCGUCAUAAUAAUGGUGGGUGUCAUUCUAAUGGUGGACGUGGUCAAGGUCGCUAUACUCAAGGGAAUACCAAAUCUUUUAAUGUUUGGCCUCAACAGUUCACUCCGCGUCCCCGUCUUCCUUCCAUCUUAGGUCCUCCUCCAAUUUCUUAUACUGCUGCUUUCAAUCCAUCUCAACCUAAUAAUGUGUCGCUUUACUGCCAACUCUGCUAUCAGCCAUACCACACUGCUCGUGAUUAUCCUUCUCUAAAUUCUAAGGCCUUUGUCUCAGAUAUUAGUUCUAACAACUCAUUUUCUUCGCCUGGUGAUGCCUCUUGGUUUGUGGACAGUGGAGUAUCUUUUCACAUGACUCCAAAUACAACUAAUUUAUCCUCUAUUACUCCACACAAUGGCUCAGAUCAUGUAGUUGUGAGUAAUGGAACUCAACUCCCUAUUUCCUAUACUGGACAUGGUAUUUUCUCUACUUCUGAUUCUCUUUUUUCUCUUAGAGAUAUUUUAGUUGUUCCUCAUCUUUCUACCAAUUUACCAAGCGAACUCAAGACGAAGAGGCCUCUCCUUCGGUGCAAUAGUUCUGGACCACUUUAUGCCCUUACUUCUUCUUCUGAUGGCUUUGUUGCAACUUGUCGUCUUGCUCUUGUUGCUGCACAUGUCUUUCCAAAUCUUUGGAAUCGAAUACAAAUUAGAAUUUUGAUUCUUCCAAAAGGCAUCAAACUUCUUUGCCAACUGGACAAAACACUCCUAACACUACUUCAAUUGUGCAACAACGUAACACAUGAUUCUCCUCCAAAUGUUGGACAAGUCACUACUUCAUCCACCCCUAACCAUACCAUCUCACGUUUACCCAUUACAACCACCAACAUAUCUCCAAUUCAACGCCUUGAAUCUUCUGUUUCUCAACCUCAAAUUCCACACAUAUGUUCCUCUAAUACUAAAGCACAUCACAUGAUCACUCGCAAGCAAACAUGCUCUCUUAAGCCUCACAUUCUUCCAUCCUUAAUCUCUCACAUUUCAUCACUUCCACCUGAACUAACUUCUUUUACGGAAGCUCACAAAUUACCUCAUUGGAGACGUGCACUGGCCGAAGAAUACAAUGCUUUUAUAGCCAACCGCACUUGUGAUCUUGUGCCUGCAUCACCUACUGCCAAUGUUAUUGGUUGUCGUUGGGUUUAUCGUAUUAAACAAAAAUCUGAUAGUUCUCUAGAGCAUUUUAAGGCUCGUCUUGUGGCCCAAGUCUAA